UUGUGCCUCCCAGUGCGGGUCACCACCUCGGCGCCCCUCCCGGGGGCACAGGUCCGGCCCGAUGGCGCAGCUGUGGCUGCUCUGCUUUCUACUUCCUGCCCUCAUGGGGUCUGUGACAGCCAAUAAGCCCCCCAAAUUCACAAGUAACAUAACAAACCUCGUUGUCCUACCUGAGGAUCUACCAGUGGGUGCGGAGGCCUUCUGGUUGUAUGCUGAAGAUGAAGAUAACGAUGCACUGACCUAUGCAAUGAGUGGCGAGGACUCCACUUUCUUCUCUGUCAACCCAAGGACUGGGGAAGUGAAGGUGGCCAGUUCUCUAGACUACGAGACAGACUACUUCCUCUCCUUUGAGGUCUCUGUGAGAGACCCAUACAACGCACCGGUGGUGGCCACAAUGAAGGUACUCCUAGAAGACAGAAAUGACAACAUCCCUGUCUUCCAGGACACCAGCUUGUCCACCAGCAUCAAUGAGACCCUGCCGGUUGGCUCGGUGGUGUUCUCGGUGCUGGCGGAAGACAAGGACUCUGGGACAGGGGGCACGGUGGAGUAUUUCAUAGAAAAGGUCACCCCUAACUCGGUGGAGAACCAGCACCUCUUCCGGAUCCUGGACAACGGCUCCAUCAUCCUCAAUGGCAGCCUCAGCUACAAUAACAAGAGCUCCUUCUACCAGUUGGAGCUGAAGGCCUGUGAUUUAGGAGGCCUACUGAAUGGCAAGAACAUCACCCAUUGCUCCCAGCCCGUCUACCUGUCCAUCUCCGUGGUGGACCAGGCGGAUCUGGACCCCCAGUUUGUCCGGGAUUUCUACUCGGCCUCCGUGUCUGAGGAUGCAGCUCUGGGAAGCUCUGUGUUGGCGGUGGAGGCUGUGGACGGCGACAGAGGCGUCAAGGACCCUGUGAUCUACAGCAUCUCUAACUCUACCAAGUCUGGAUGGUUCGAGAUCGAGACUGAGGGGGGAGUGGGGGUCAUCAGGGUUAAUGACACCCUAGACCGAGAGCAGCUGCUGCAGGAGGAUGAGGAGGUGCAGGUUCAGGUCACGGCCACGGAGGAGCAUCUCAACAUCUACGGUCAGGAAGCCCAGGCGAGCGUGUGGGUCACCAUCCGGGUGACGGAUGUCAACGAUCACAAGCCGGAGUUUUACAACUGCAGCCUGGAAAGCUGCGCCUUCACGGCGGACGAGGCCCAGGCCAGCUUCACGGGCUGGGUGGAGGAGCACGCCGCCUCCCGCAUCCCCAUCGAAGGUCUCACCAUGGUGGCCUACGACCCCGACAAGGGCAGGAAUGGCACCUUCGAGCUGUUUCUGGAAGGCCCUGACGCCCCAGCCUUCAGCGUCUCCCCUACGCGAGCCGCAGGCUCAGCCGACGUUCAGGUGCUGGUUAGAGACUCCGAGAUGGUGGAUUACGAGAACAAGACGGUGAUGAUGGUGCAGGUGGUGGCCACUGAUGUGGUGAGCAAGAACUCUUCGGUGGCUUCCGUGACCAUCCAUCUCAGAGACAUCAAUGACCACCGGCCUACCUUCCCCAAGAACCUGUAUAUCUUUGAGGUGCCAGAGCAUAGCCCCCCGGGCUUUGUGGUCACCAACACCACCCUGGCUACCGACCCUGACACAGGCGAAUGGGGCCACAUCACCUACAGCCUGCUCCCAGGAAAUGGGGUGGAUCUCUUCGAGGUGGACCCGGACACGGGGACCGUGACGGUGAGAGACAGCUUGAAUCUGGACCGAGAGCAGCAGACGGUGUAUUUCCUCACUCUCCAGGCCACCGAUGGCGGCAACCAGGCCUCCACCACCAUGCUGGAAAUCCACCUUCUGGACAUCAAUGACAAUGCCCCCGAGGUCAUGGGUUCCUACAACGUCUUUGUCCAGGAGGAGCGUGGCAAUGUGUCCCUGACCAUCCUGGCCCAGGACAAAGACCAGCCAGGCACCAACAACAGCCUCUUGAUCUUCACCCUGCUACCAGGGCCCUACAGCCACAACUUCUCCCUGGAUCCCCGCACAGGCCUCCUCACGAACCUGGGGCCCCUGGACCGAGAGGCCAUUGACCCUGCCCUGGAGGGCCGCAUCGUUCUAGGGGUGCGGGUGUCUGAUUGCGGGGUGCCCCCUCAGAGCACGGAGGUCAAUGUCACCAUCACGGUGGAGGACAUCAAUGACAAUGAGCCCAUUUUCAACCAGUCCGGCUACCAAUUCCCUGUGGCGGAGCGAGAAGCAGGCAUAUGGGUGGGCACAGUGGAGGCUUGGGACGCAGACCAGACGGAGGCCAAUAACCGAAUCAGCUUCAGCCUGUCUGGCAGUGGUGCCAAUAACUUCCUGCUCCAGAGCUCAAUGCUGGGGUCCGGGAGGGCGGAGGGCCGGCUCCGGCUGCCCCCCGACGUGAGCUUGGACUACGAGACGCAGAAUUUCUUCCAGCUGACCGUGCAUGCCGAGAACCCAGGCCCCCAGGGGCCGGAGGCCACGGCCGACGUCCAGGUGAUCGUGGAGGAUGUGAACGAUGAGCCACCCACCCUGGUGGCGGCUUCUCUCCAGGAGAUCUCCGUGGCAGAGAACGGCUCUCAGCAUGGCCAGGUGGCAGAGAUCCAGGCUCAGGAUGUAGACACGGGAGCCCGGCUGGUGAUCGAACUGGUGGACGUCAUCUGUACCAAGGCCGGGCUGGACGUGGGCAGCCUGUGCCACGGGUGGUUCUCGGUGAAAGCCAAUGGCUCCGUGUACAUCAACCAGAGCGAGGCCAUCGACUUUGAGGCCUGUGAUCGGGUCAUGCUGGUUGUGCGGGCCUGUGAUCUCGACACGGAUCCCCGCUUCCAGGCCUACAGCAACAAUGGGACCCUGGGCAUCACCAUCGAGGACGUGAAUGACAACGCGCCCCACUUCCUGCUGGACAACAAGACCUUCGUCAUUAUCCCAGAGCUGGUGAUCCCUGACCAGCAGGUGGCUUACGUCCAGGCCAGAGAUGAAGAUUCGGGAGCCAAUGCCAACAUCAAGUUCUCUCUCCUCCGGGUGGAUUUUGUCUCUCAGGAUGGGACCACCACCCCAUUCAAUAACUACUUCCAGAUCUUCACCACGUCAGAGGCCGGCGUGUUUACCGGCAGUAUCCAGCUGGUAACCAGCUUGGAUUCCACUCUCCAGGGCACUUACCAAGUGACAGUUCAGGCCCGGGACCACGUCUUGGACAAUGUGACCCACAAGACUCAAAUCACCCUGAAUCUGUUCACGGUGGACCAGAGUUACCGCGUGAGGCUGCAAUUUUCCACCAGCAAAGACGAGGUGGGCGCCAACGUGGAGGACAUCAAGGCGGCACUGGCCCAAGCCACCAGGACCAGCGUCUACGUGGUGGACAUUCAGAACAUAAACCCCGCAGCCCGAGCCCAAGCCGUCUCCUACCUUGAUGCCUACUUUGUGUUCCCCAAUGGGACCGCGCUGACACUGAACCAGCUGAGCGUGAUGAUCCGGAGAGACCAGGACUCCCUGACACAGCUGCUCAACAUGGGGCUGGUGGUCCUGGUGAGGGGGGGGGAGAGAGGGAGGGGAAAGGGGAGGUAUAACGCCGAGCGGGCCAACCCCAUGCUGGACCUCCCCGCCAAAGACCUGGAGUACGUGUCCUCCUCCAGCGACCAGGACUACGUCAGCCUCAAUUCCCUGGACGAGAACUCCGUGGACGUGAACAGGGACAGUCAGGCCACCAAGAAGAAGCCUGGCCACAGCCCACCGGGGCCAGAUCUGGAGCCCCUAAGUGUGGUGUUGGCAGACAGGAAGAUGGGCGCCGAGGGCCCAGGGCGGGAGGUGCUGUCCUUCACCAACGCUAGCCUGGACACCACGGACCUGUGAAGACUGCCCCCCCAGCCCUGACCUGCCCCC
Molecule: messenger RNA, 3844 nt
Organism: Dipodomys ordii (Ord's kangaroo rat)
Lineage: Eukaryota; Metazoa; Chordata; Mammalia; Rodentia; Heteromyidae
Gene: Cdhr2
Product: cadherin-related family member 2
Exons: 31
Coding region: 62-3814 (1250 amino acids)
Biological process (GO): homophilic cell-cell adhesion
Cellular component (GO): plasma membrane
Molecular function (GO): calcium ion binding
Source: RefSeq, a predicted model, not a curated record